Molecule: messenger RNA, 2409 nt
Organism: Closterium sp. NIES-65
Lineage: Eukaryota; Viridiplantae; Streptophyta; Zygnematophyceae; Desmidiales; Closteriaceae
Source: the annotation of a GenBank genome assembly
AUGGAAGCUCACUCGCUCGCCAUCGCGCGCCCGUCACAGUCCAGCCUCCCACCAGCCGCCAUUGCCGCCAGAAGCAACCUCGUAAGCCCCGCUUUCGCCGCUCCCUCGUGUUCGCCUCCGCGCCUGCGGGAUCCGCGACGGGUCAUAUCGGGAGGUUUUCCUUCGUUGUCGUUACCCUAUUCGCUAACGUUCGCCAGGGGGCCGCGCGCCAUACCGGCCGGCGAUCGCGUCGGUGGCGGAAACCCUAGAGGAAGCAGCCGCGUGGGGAAUGGUUUCAAGAGACGCUGUGUGUGCAACAGCAGUGGCGCAGUAAGCGAGGGGGAGCAGCAACGCGCGGGUAAUAGCUUUCCGCUUUUGCGGAGAGGUUCGGGGCGCGCGGAGGCGGCGGGGGGAGCGGGCGGAAGGCGCGCUGUGCUUGCGCGGUCGUACCGGUGGAGCGACGACGACGUGGUGGCCUUUGGCGGAGGCGUGGAGGGAAAGUUCGAGGAAGCUGUGGCGCUGUUCAACGAAGGGCAAUUCUACAAGUGCCAUGACCUGUUGGAGGAGAUGUGGCAUCAGUCAGCGGAGCCGCAGCGAGGCAUGCUGCACGGGCUGCUGCAGUGCGCUGUGGGCAUGGUGCAUCUGCUCAACCAGAACCACAGCGGCGCCAUGAUGGAGUUUGGCGAGGGGGUGAACAAGCUGCGGCGCGCCAUCGCCACCACGGGGGGCAGGGGCCCCUCGGGCAGCUUUGCAGCGUUUGAGGCGGAGGCGGGCGCUGUGCUGGAGUUCAUCUACAACACUCAGCUCGAACACGCCGCCUGUUCCGAGGUGGAGUGCGUGACAAUGGACGGGUCGGCAGAGAGCUACUCUCUGCUGGGCGACUACGGGGCAGGGCAGCAGCUCUACCGCGUGCACUUUGAUCCAGCCACGGGGCAGCGCUGCCUCGAGUUCUGCUCGCUGCUGCCCUUCCACCAGGCUGUAGUGGGGGACGGCGCAGGGAGUGGGACAAUCCUUCCUCCCGCCGCCACGCCUCCAUCUGCCCGCCGACGCGUCCGACCUCCGCGCCGACGCGGACGACCAGCGCGGCGACGCGGACGACCUGCGACCGCCGCGGACGGCCAGCGCGCGACCCCCGACGACCAGCGCGCUGCCGCGGACGGCCAGCGCGGCCUCGCCGACGGCCCGCGCGCUGACGCGGACGGCCAGCGCGGCCCCGCCGACGACCCGCGCGCUGACGCGGACGGCCAGCGCGGCCCCGCCGACGACCCGCGCGCUGACGCGGACGGCCAGCGCGGCCCCGCCGACGACCCGCGCACUGACGCGGACGGCCAGCGCGGCCCCGCCGACGACCCGCGCGCUGACGCGGACUGCCAGCGCGGCCCCGCCGACGAGCCGCGUGCUGACGCGGACAGCCAGCGCGCGGCCACGAAAGAACCGCGCGCCACCGCGGACGGCCAGCGCGCGGCUGUCGACGCCCCUGCGCCGACGUGGACGGCUGGCGCGCAGCCGCGGCUGAUCUGCCCGCCUGGUUAUACACUCCGCUCCGUCGUGUUCCAGGAGGAAGGCGGACUCCAGCCCAUCGCCCCUUCUGCCCCCACCGAACCUCCUCCUGAUGAGCCCGGACCUGAGCCCGAGUCCCCUGGUGAUCCUCCCUCCUUCGCACCGGAUGUCAACAAUCCUCAAAGCGUGGAAACUGCCAUCCGUGCCUACCGCAACACACUCAACGACCACCUUCGCCGUCAACUGCGCUAUGAGGACGACAAGCGCGCCUACGACGAGGCUGCUGCCCGUCACCGCGACUACCACGCCCAACUCACCACGUACACUACACGCCUCGCUAGCUACACCUCCGACAUCGCUGCGUGGCGCAUUGCUGACCGUCGAGCUCUCGCCAUCCUCCUCGCCACUAUCCCCUCCUCCCUCAAGCGAAAACUCUCACCCACCUCCUCCUCCCACCUGUGGCAACUGCUUGUCGACCUCUUUGACCGGCAGGUCAUCGCCACCCUCUAUGCCCUCAUCAAGGACUUUGGAUCCAUCACCAUGGAUUCCACUGCCGGCGCAGCCGCCUUUACUCGCCGCGUCCUUGACCUUGCUCGCCGCCUUGCAGCACUUGGUGUUACCUACCCUGACACCGUCAUCUGCUGCCACCUCCUCGAAGGCCUCACUCCUGCCUUCGAUGCCCACAAGCUGGCCUACAUGCAACUCCUCUCCAAACAUGACACUCCCGCUCAAGUUGCCCAAUGGAUUAUCACCACCGAGGCAGAAAUCCUUCGCCACUCCUCCACUGCCGCGGUAGCACAGCAGCGCAGCGGCAAAGGCGGACGUGGAGGGGGGCGUGGAGCAGCAACCGUUUCCCGGCUGGACCGCUGGGAAUGCAGCCUCUGCGGCCCACCUCUCCGGUCCCUCCCCUGCGCCGUCCACAGGUGGUAG